Molecule: messenger RNA, 1138 nt
Organism: Puccinia graminis f. sp. tritici CRL 75-36-700-3
Lineage: Eukaryota; Fungi; Basidiomycota; Pucciniomycetes; Pucciniales; Pucciniaceae
Exons: 7
Coding region: 84-647 (187 amino acids)
Source: RefSeq, a predicted model, not a curated record
CAUCAAAUUCCUCUGUACAUAAAAUCAACAUUUCAGCCUAGAUAUUUACCCAAACCCUCAACCGACAUAUAUUAAAUCCUAAAAUGCUAUCACAAUCGUACAUCAAACUUCUAUUAGCACUUACCAUCACGCUCACUGUGUUGGUAGCUUGGAGCACAAGCACUACCGUUUGUGGAGAGUGGUACAAGAAGAAAUUGCAAGCAGGCAAUAAACUCAGGAUGAGAGCUGUUUUGGCCAAAAGAGAACAAUUUAGAGGUCCCGGACGAAUCUUAGGAAAGUCCUCCACCAUCAGGACCACUUGGGUGAAGCCAGGACUGGGUGCUUGCGGAUUCACCUACACCGACGACUCUAAAGGGGCUUGCUUAUGGACGGGACUAAACAUGGAUUCGCCUCUACCUAAGGGUUUAUCUUCAGGUUGGCUCACUGGCGCCCACCCGAAAAACUGUAAAAGAGAACUUUUCAUCAACCGAAAAGAUAUACGCGCUGAGGGAAGAGCACUCGAUGGAUGCCCCUUUUCAGAUACAAAGAAACUCAGCAUUGAGGAAGGCUGCUCCACCAUAUGGGUUACAAGAGCGACUUUCAUAGAACUUGGUGGAGAUCCUAAGAGUGGUGUUACUGAGAUUGACAUUGACACUUGGGACUUGUGAGCUUUUUUUACCAGCCAUAAUUGAUACUUUGUGACUUGAUUCAAGAGAAGUAUGGAUACUGACUUGGACUUUUGAGUUUUGAUUUAUAGCAAGAAGGGCGGACAAAAUCCACCAAAUUGAUCCAAGUCAUCAUUGUCAACCUCUCUUCACUGCACUACUGUAAUCCAACCUCCUGAUCCUGUGCGCUUCUUAUAUCCAUAGAUGAAUUUCCAGGUUUUUGAUUUCCAAUUGAGAAUCCGUGGUAUUACCAUUGGCAGAUAAAGAAGAUCAAUCCUCAGUUAUCAGCCAUUUUGAAAUUUCCCACAUGAGCAAUUAUAUGGGUUUCUCUGACAAUUGUUUACUAAGACUUAUGUUUCCAAUAUCUGUACAUACAAACAUAAACCAACUUGGUUGAUUCCUGUAUCCUGUCUUUCUUCAUCACAUAACACUGAAAUUUUAUGUUAUAGACAAUCACAUUAUAAACAAUACCAAGUGACAGUCUGAAUAAGACU